This is a messenger RNA of Rattus norvegicus (Norway rat), 7783 nucleotides long. It is a transcript of the gene Hip1, whose product is annotated as huntingtin interacting protein 1. Gene Ontology annotation, biological process: regulation of cell communication; endocytosis; positive regulation of receptor-mediated endocytosis. Lineage: Eukaryota; Metazoa; Chordata; Mammalia; Rodentia; Muridae. The record is from RefSeq and is a predicted model, not a curated record. Gene Ontology annotation, molecular function: actin binding; phospholipid binding; clathrin binding. Gene Ontology annotation, cellular component: synapse; nucleus; clathrin-coated vesicle membrane.
ACACUUCCUGACGGUCUCCAGCUCCUCGCUCUCCAGUGAUCCUGUCCCAUCCGCCUGGACAGCUGCCGAAAGAGACCUUUUGUUAUUCAAAUCACACCCUCCUCCCCCCUGAGCUCCCAGGGACCUCAGGGUCCCGGAAUCUAUCGCUGGGUGUCCUCACCUCUUGCGGCGGAUCUCGGGGUUUCCCGGGCCCUCCCCUCAACCGCACAUUCUCCAGCUCCACCGAGGGACCGCGCCUCCCCCGCCGGCGCCCUUCCCCUCCCCUCCUCUCCCCUUCCAUUCCCUCCCCUCCCUGCCCCGCCCCCGCCGUGCUCCGUCCAGCCGCGGUGCGGCCGGCCACCACCAGGGCCCCCGUCGGCCGCUGUUGCCAGCAAGCAGCAUGGCACCCCCGGGGCUGCAGUAGUCGCCACCAGCCUUCACUGGGAGGGGGUACCCGGUAUCUCCCGGGGUGUGGGGAGGACACCCUAUCGCUUCGGCCAUGGAUGUGAACAAGAUGACGGUCAGCGUCAAUAAGGCCAUUAAUACGCAGGAAGUGGCCGUGAAGGAAAAACAUGCCAGGACGUGUAUUCUGGGCACCCACCAUGAGAAAGGGGCGCAGACCUUCUGGUCUGUGGUCAACCGACUGCCUCUCUCCAGCAACGCCAUGCUGUGCUGGAAGUUCUGCCACGUGUUCCACAAACUCCUUCGAGACGGACAUCCGAACGUGCUGAAAGACUCUCUCAGAUACAAAAAUGAGUUAAGCGACAUGAGCAGGAUGUGGGGCCACCUGAGUGAGGGGUAUGGACAGCUCUGCAGCAUCUACCUCAAACUGCUGAGAACAAGGAUGGAGUACCACACCAAAAAUCCCAGGUUCCCAGGUAACCUCCAGAUGAGCGACCGGCAGCUGGAUGAAGCUGGGGAAAGUGAUGUUAACAACUUUUUCCAGCUCACAGUGGAGAUGUUUGAUUACCUGGAGUGCGAACUGAACCUCUUUCAAACUGUGUUCAACUCCUUGGACAUGUCCCGCUCAGUGUCCGUGACCACAGCUGGCCAGUGCCGCCUCGCCCCGCUCAUCCAGGUCAUCCUGGACUGCAGUCACCUCUAUGACUACACUGUCAAGCUGCUCUUCAAGCUCCACUCCUGUCUUCCAGCUGACACCCUGCAGGGCCACCGAGACCGCUUCAUGGAGCAGUUCACAAAGUUGAAAGAUCUGUUUCAGCGCUCCAGCAACCUUCAGUACUUCAAGCGGCUCAUUCAGAUCCCCCAGUUGCCUGAGAAUCCACCCAACUUCCUACGAGCCUCGGCCCUGUCCGAGCACAUCAGUCCUGUGGUGGUGAUCCCGGCUGAGGUGUCGUCUCCAGACAGUGAGCCCGUCCUGGAGAAGGAUGACCUCAUGGACAUGGAUGCCUCCCAGCAGAGUUUGUUUGACAACAAGUUUGAUGACAUCUUCGGCAGCUCGUUGAGCAGUGACCCCUUCAAUUUCAACAAUCAAAAUGGCGUGAACAAGGAUGAGAAGGACCACUUGAUUGAACGCCUCUACAGAGAGAUCAGUGGACUGACAGGACAGCUGGACAACGUGAAGAUUGAGAGCCAGCGGGCCAUGCUGCAGCUGAAGGGUCGCGUGAGUGAGCUGGAAGCAGAGCUGGCCGAGCAGCAGCACCUGGGACGGCAGGCUACGGAUGACUGCGAGUUCCUGCGCACGGAGCUGGAUGAACUGAAGAGGCAGCGAGAGGACACUGAGAAGGCGCAGCGCAGCCUGACUGAGAUAGAAAAAAAGGCCCAGGCCAAUGAACAGCGGUAUAGCAAGUUAAAAGAGAAGUACAGUGAACUGGUGCAGAACCAUGCUGAUCUGCUGCGGAAGAAUGCAGAGGUGACCAAGCAGGUGUCUGUGGCCCGGCAAGCCCAGGUGGAUUUGGAAAGAGAGAAAAAAGAACUAGCGGAUUCCUUUGCACGUGUAAGCGAGCAGACCCAGCGGAAGACUCAAGAGCAACAGGAUGUUCUAGAGACCCUGAAGCACGAACUGGCCACCAGCAGGCAAGAGCUGCAGGUCCUCCAUGGCAACCUGGAAACCUCUGCCCAGUCUGAGGCGAAAUGGCUAACGCAGAUCGCGGAGCUGGAGAAGGAACAAGGCAGUUUGGCGACAGCCGCCGCUCAAAGAGAGGAAGAGUUCUCAGCCCUCCGAGACCAACUGGAAAGCACCCAGCUCAAACUGGCUGGUGCCCAGGAUUCCAUGUGUCAGCAGAUAAAGGACCAGAGGAGAAUCCUCUUGGCAGGGGCCAGGAAGGCUGCGGAGCUCGAGAUACAGGAGGCCCUGGGCCAGCUUGAAGAGCCUGCCCUCCUCAUCAGCUGUGCAGGAGCCACAGAUCAUCUUCUCUCCAAAGUCAACUCCGUUUCCAGCUGCCUCGAGCAACUGGAAAAGAGCCGCAGCCAGUAUCUGGCCUGCCCAGAAGAGAUCAGUGAGCUUCUGCACUCAAUAACCCUGCUUGGCCACUUGACCAGUGACACCAUCAUUCAGGGGACUGCCACCAGCCUCCGGGCCCCACCAGAGUCAGCCGACUCUCUGACGGAGGCCUGUAGGCAGUAUGGCAGAGAAACUCUGGCCUAUCUGUCCUCCCUAGAGGAAGAGGGGGCCAUGGAAAAAGCUGACACCACAGCCAUAGCGAACUGCCUCGGCAAGAUCAAGACCAUUGGCGAGGAACUGCUGCCCAGGGGCUUGGACAUCAAGCAGGAAGAGCUGGGUGACCUGGUGGACAAGGAGAUGGCAGCCACUUCAGCUGCCAUUGAAGCUGCCACCACCCGGAUAGAGGAAAUUCUCAGUAAGUCCCGAGCAGGAGACACGGGAGUCAAGUUGGAGGUGAACGAGAGGAUCCUUGGCUCCUGUACCAGCCUGAUGCAAGCUAUCAAGGUGCUCGUUGUGGCCUCCAAGGACCUCCAGAAGGAGAUAGUGGAAAGCGGCAGGGGUACCGCAUCCCCUAAAGAAUUUUACGCCAAGAACUCUCGGUGGACAGAAGGGCUCAUAUCUGCCUCCAAAGCUGUUGGUUGGGGAGCUACCAUCAUGGUGGAUGCUGCUGACCUUGUGGUCCAAGGCAAAGGGAAGUUCGAGGAGCUGAUGGUGUGCUCGCAUGAGAUUGCCGCUAGCACAGCCCAGCUUGUGGCUGCAUCCAAGGUGAAAGCGAACAAGGGCAGCCUCAAUCUGACCCAGCUGCAGCAGGCCUCUCGGGGAGUGAACCAGGCCACGGCCGCUGUGGUGGCCUCAACCAUUUCCGGCAAAUCUCAAAUUGAGGAAACAGACAGUAUGGACUUCUCAAGCAUGACACUGACCCAGAUCAAGCGCCAGGAAAUGGAUUCCCAGGUUAGGGUGCUGGAGCUAGAAAACGACCUGCAGAAGGAGCGCCAGAAACUAGGAGAGCUUCGGAAAAAACACUACGAGCUGGCUGGUGUUGCUGAGGGCUGGGAAGAAGGGACAGAAGCAUCACCUUCUGCUGUUCAAGAAGCGGUGCCGGACAAAGAGUAGAGCCAAGCCAGCGCCCCACACAUCAGAAUGUAAAUCCUUGUUUCCCUUCUGUGACACUCCCCACCGUGGCACACCGGGUCCUUGUAGGCCUCUCCAGUGACAAAAGCUGAAGGCCAUCGAUCGGGUGUCCUCGUGACACCACCUAUGUUUGCAUGCAUGAUGAGUUCUUCCCCUAUGUCCCUGGCAUACAAGGCAGACCAGGGUCAGCCAUGAGUAAGCUCAGGUUCACAGAAAAAACAGCGACAUGGCCAACCUGUCUUGCCCAGUAUCCGCCUCCUCACCGGUCGCGUCCUUAGGGAGGCGUCUUGUCUCACUGGGAGCUUGGAGAGGGGACAUCUUACAACUGUUCUUUCUCCGCCUCCUCAGCCCUUUGCAUUUUGUCCUUUCCACAAACUUGUGAGCAUCCGAACUCCGCUGGACCCCAAACCAGACGGCCGGUCUGAAUCCACUGUUGGGAGGGGCACGAAGGAAGGCCGGCCUCCACGCCACGCUUUUGACAGCUCCAUGGGUCCCCCUUACCCCGAACGAUGGCUCGUUUGGGUCUUUUGGUUUCCUGUUUUUAAAGUUUCACACAGCCAACUUUCCCAAAAAAAAGAAAAAAAAAAAAGGGUUCCACCCCCCACCCCAGCCCUACCCUGAGCUCUGAGCCUUCUGAGAGGAAGCCCCGCUCUCACGCCACACGCCCGGUAUGGCUCAGGCUUCGCUUUGGUGCUUCAGCUCAGCGUUUCCGUCAGCCAGGGCUACUCCCUGGGGUGCCAGCUCUCCUCGGAAGUCGGAAGCUGAGCCAGUGCCUUUACUUUCAGACCUGGAUGCCAGCCCCGAGGCCUCUGUCCGCCUUCACAAGCCAGGGAGCACCAGAGUUGAAAGAAAAGAAAAUGGUGCCAGGGGCCCAGCUGUUCAGGGGACGUUUUUCUUAGGAGCUCCCGUCACCAGGUUCACCCCCUGUCACAUGCUGGAAUGGAGCCGGUGUGAACAGCAACACUACAUCCCCAGAGUGAACUUGCCAGGCCAUGUCACUUGGGGUCACCUCCUGUCCAACCUAGGCAAGGCCCCAAGAGGGCUGAAUAUAAAGGAACUAAAAGUGGUUCCUCCUCCGUCUGCCUCCUUCUGCAUCCUACUGAACCAGAAAAAGAUGGUUCCGUGUGCUACUUAACCCAGCAGGCCCGCAAGUUCAGCCCCACUUGCUCCCAUCGGGAAACAAACUCAGCUUGGUGUAAGACUUCAUAUUUAUUACUAACAAUCUUUACGCAGCACCUGCCCCAGAGAUGCUUGGAGCAAUCAAGGGAGUGCUCUCUGCCAUCAGUCUUCACAGAUCACAGAGCCUGCCAUCCCUGGGCAUUCCCGGGCUUGGAUUCCAAAGCAGGCAGGUUCCUUAAAAGCAUUGAGGAACAGGGCAAAGGAGAAAGGGGACUGGCUAUUGGCACAGAACCUAUCACCAUCCACCCACUCUUGCUCCCAGGCAGACAGAGGGCAUCCUGUCUAGACACAAGCAGCUGGACAGCACUUUGCAACUCCCAAAUGGACCCCUUAUUUAUGUGACCUUGUGAUCUGUAGGGAGGUGGGCAGGGAGGUGGCGGCUUCUUUGCGGUGACACAGGUGGCAGCCAGCAAGCACCACUUUGAGCCUCUCCCGAAUGGGAUGCAGGUCAGCUUUGCUGGGUAAUGGGUUGUGAGACUAAUGUUUGAUCACUGUGAAUCAACUUCCUUCUUCCUGCUCCCCUCAACCCCACUCAGUCCCCAGUGGGCACUCCCAGAGACCCAGAUGACCGAGGUGACACGUGACAUCCACACUGGGCUAAAGGAGUUCCCUGUUAGUAGGUUUUUCCAGCGGUGGUCAUAUGGUCCAUGCUUCUAGAGUCACACCCAUGUGUCCUGGCGAGAGGACAUCAAACACACAGCAAUAGAUGGGGGUUCUCUGAAUAAAUGACACACCUCUCUGAAAAGCCACUGUCAUUUAAAAAAAAAAAAAAAAAACCAUUAAACUCUGUCCGGGUAUCGAAAAAGUGGGGAACCCCAGCAUGAGGUAAGUCGGCAACACGGAAGGGUCCCUACCUGCUGCUUGUCACGUCAGGACUUUGUGGCAGCUCAAGUCAGAAGCUGCCUUUUGCUAGCCUUUCGCUGGCUGGUGCAUGCCUGCAACCUUGGCGCUCAGAAGACGGAGGCAGGAAGAUCCUGAACUUACAUACCUUGUCUCAAAAAAAAAAAAAAUAAGCAGGUUAUAUACGUUUGUGUAUAGAGAUUUGUAUAACUGGUUUUUGGAGAUAGGGUCUUACUACAUAGUCCUGGCUGGCCUUGAACUAGCUAUGUGCAUCUCAUUGUCCUUGAAGCCACUGAGAUUCCCCUUCCUACGUCUCCCAAAUUCUGGGGUCAAAGGUGUGGGCCAUCUCGUGUAGUCUAGACUAAAUCUUUUGGCUUUGCUGCUACCUAAUAACCUGGGGGCCGGUCAAACCAAACUGGAAAUUCUUAUAGCUCAAAAGAGACUUGUCCAGCCUCCCCACCACACCCCAGCAACCCUCAAGGCUUCUUGGACUGAAGUCUGCUGUGUUGAGUGUAGAUAGAUCCUCAAGUCAGGGAACUGAGGCUGGAGCGGUAGCUCCAUAGUUAAGACUACUUCCCUCUUCCAGAGGACAAAAGUUCAGUUCCCGGCACCCACACCAUGUGGCUCCCAACCACCUUUAACUCCAGCUCCAAAGGAUCCAGUGCCCUCUGCUGUACGUGCUCACACAGAAGUGCCCACCUACUUUUAAGUAAAAAUAACUCCUGAGAAAAUAACUUGACUCGAGACAGAAAGAUGAUAAAAACAAUGGGUCAGGGUGGGGUGAGACAGGGGUUCCAAUCCAGCUGUGUCUCAUAUGUAACUUGGCAGUGCAGUUUCCUGGUGCCUCAAGAUGAAUCCUAGGUGUGUGAUCUACUUCUGUUGGCUUAGGUCAUGGCUCAGCAAGAGAUUUUCAGUGAUUAUACCAAGUUCGUCAGUACACAACUCUGAUCCCAGAGAAUCGGAGGCAGGGGGACGGAGUGGCCUGGGCUAUUUACUAAGACCUUAUCACAAAAACAAAAACCAGGCUAUCCUUUAAAUGGCUUAUUGGCUGUGCUGCCCACAACACUUCCCAGAAUCCUAUGUGCAUAGCCCAGUAGCCGAGAGAAUCAAACACAUCCCGGACAUCCUGUCUCAGAACUGGUGUGGCUGCAGAGUCAGACACCGGGGUUUAUACCAGGUAACCCAGGGUCAUCAGCACUUGUCAUUCUGGUCACAUUAGGGUGCUGUGGCCUCUCUCAGGAGGUGUUAGUCCUCAUCUUGCGUCUGAGGGAUGUUUUACUUCUUGGUCAGGAAUUAGGUUGUAGAAGGAUCUCUGUCACUGAUCCUAACUUUUAAUAGCUGGCAAAUGUGCUACUCUGUUGCCUUUCCAUAUCUCUGGGGACCUUGCUAGAAAAGCAAGUCUUUGGGCCCAACAUUGACCAGCCUCGCCAUCUUGGAUCACCUGUAUUAGCCUUCCAAACAGUGGGCUUUGCUUUGUCUCCACCAUCUUUGAUCAGCCUCCAAAUUGGCAUCCAACAAGGAUGAGUUUUGCCUGCUCUUCAUCCUGGUGGUAUCUGCACUCUGCUCUAACCAGAGCAGCUUUCCUCUCUCCGCCAUCUUGGAUCCUCCAUAUUGGCCUUUCAGGUUCUCAGAGACCACACUGUAACAUUGGGAACCACCAUGACAGCACUUGUCAGCCAUCAACAGUGACCCAGAAGAGCUAUUUGACUCCCAGGUCCAGCCCAAACACAGGACCAGCAAACUCAGUGAUGGAGUGCUUCCUCUCCCAGGAGCCGAAGCCAGGAAUGGUUGGUUAGACAUGACUGGAUCCAGCUGUGAGGAUAGAACCUUCCAGAAAUGUGUUUCAGGUGACCCUCAACUACCUCAGGUUUGAAGACCCUAAGUUAAAAUUCGAUUGCCACACUAGGGACAAACCGAGGGAUGUGGUUAAAUCUUGGUGAUAACCUAAAUGUCUCAAGCUUAUAACAAACUCAAACCGCGCAGGGGUGGGGUUGGUUUUUGUUUGCUUAUGCCCGCCCCUUCUGUUUUUAACCCUUUCCACUGUUUUCCAUUAGAGUAGUCCCUGUAAGCAAAUCUCACUUUUCACCGAGUGCCUACCUUCCCAGGGCAGGUAGCCACUGGCUCUUGUUUCCUCCCCCACAGGACUUUUAUUAUGGAAUGAAGACCUUUCUUUGUAUAAUGCAUUGCAUCUGUGGUUUCAUUUUUUUUUUCCCAAUAAAUAUGUCAUCCUGACUGUGGAGAACACGGGCGAAA